Rosa chinensis is the source of this 1794-nucleotide messenger RNA. Its product is annotated as mitochondrial metalloendopeptidase OMA1. The transcript is spliced from 3 exons. Lineage: Eukaryota; Viridiplantae; Streptophyta; Magnoliopsida; Rosales; Rosaceae. Gene Ontology annotation, cellular component: membrane. The record is from RefSeq and is a predicted model, not a curated record. Gene Ontology annotation, molecular function: metalloendopeptidase activity. Bases 228 to 1547 code for a protein of 439 amino acids.
CACUACUUUCCAGUUUCUGACAUGUCUUAAACGCAACGUUUCAACGAAGUCCUUCUUCAGCUCCUUCUCUGUUCUCAUCUUCUUCUAGUUGGUUCUUAGCGAGACUCCUGAAUAUUCUAUUCACCAACCAUUUAACCACAAAAAUCAGAUUCUCAUUUUCUUCUUCAGAACAUCAAAUCAAAUCCUCAUUCAACUUUGGUGUCAAAGUUGAGGCCUUUAAUUCAAUCAUGGCUAACUACAGACGAGCCAAGCUCGCAAUCGAUGCCUUUCGCGGCUUCACAUCAAGAAUCGUAGCUAGACCAGAACCCAUCUCCAGAGUCUACUCCACCAAGUCUUCAACUUUGGCCUCAAAACCAGCUAAGUUUUCUGGGUUUUCUCCUCCCUAUUCUCUUUUACAGAACCCAGUUCCGCAAAACCAAUUGAGCCCAUUUCUCGGUUUUGCCAACAGAUAUUAUCAUGUGGAUCGGCGGCAGGUGCAGCAUUUCCGGAAAAGAGGUCCGCGCCGGUGGGCUGACUGGUUCAAGGACCCGAGGAGGGCGUUUGUUACUAUCGUUGUGGGCGGUGGGGUUUUUAUCACUGUGUAUUUUGGGAACUUAGAGACUGUACCAUACACCAAGCGUAGGCAUUUUGUAAUUCUGUCGACUAAUUUGGAGAGGAAGCUGGGAGAGCAGCAGUUCGAGGAGUUGAAAGCCGGGUUUAAGGGGAAGAUUUUGCCUCCUAUACACCCGGAAAGUGUGAGGGUUAGGCUGAUUUCCAAGGAUAUUAUUGAUGCGUUGAAGAGAGGGUUGAGGCAUGAUCAGGGGUGGACUGACAUGGGGUAUGCAUCGGAGGAGGUUGACCCGAAAUUCGAUGGCCGGGGGAGUGAGAGUGUGCAGGCAUUGAUGGAGGGGAAGGUGGAGGAGAAUUGGUCACGUGAGGAUGAGUUUCUUGAUGAUAAGUGGAUUGAGCAUAGUAGGAAGAAGGGUAAGGAUAGUGGUGUUAAGGAUGCCACUUCGCAUUUGGUUGAUUUGAAUUGGGAGGUUUUGGUGGUGGAUCAGCCGAUUGUCAAUGCGUUUUGCUUGCCCGGUGGGAAGAUAGUGGUCUUCACAGGGUUGCUUAAGCAUUUUAGAAGUGAUGCCGAGAUAGCUACGAUAAUUGGUCAUGAGGUUGGGCAUGCUGUGGCUCGACACUCUGCAGAGGGCAUCACAAAGAACCUGUGGGUUGCAAUCCUGCAACUGCUUCUUUAUCAGCUUAUUUCGCCUGAUUUUGUCAACCCAUUAUCCAAUCUUUUCUUAAGGCUUCCUUUUUCCCGAAGGAUGGAAUUGGAAGCGGAUCACAUUGGGCUGCUGUUGAUUGCUUCUGCUGGAUAUGAUCCAAGAGUGGCUCCAACUGUGUACGAGAAGUUGGACAAACUCUCUGGUGGAGAAUCUGCUUUGAGAGAUUAUCUUACCACUCAUCCAUCCGGGAAAAAGAGAGCUGAAAUGCUGGCUCGAGCUAACAUCAUGGAAGAGGCACUAACUAUAUAUCGCGACGUACGAGCAGGACGUGGGGUUGAAGGGUUUCUUUAGGACAAUACGUUUUUUUGUUGAGUUUAAUAUUUUUUUAUUUUGUGAGAUGAAUGAAACUAUACAUAGAAAUGUGAAAUAUUAUAUCCUCUUACGUCCUAUAUAGGCAUAGCUUCUUGAUUUUAUCCGUCAACCCUUUUACCUAUGAGCAGUAAUAUUUGUAUGCAACUGUUGGUCACAAUGAGGGGUCAAAAACAUGUAUGCUGUUAACAAAUAUGAAGUCCCAUUAUGAAUUUGCUGGGGUUGUUUU